CACUUGUGGAGAAAUCAAACCCACUAUGAUGGGUGCAGGACUUGAGAAUCUUGGGAACACCUGUUUUCUCAAUGCAAUCCUUCAGUGUUUCACCCACACUGUUCCUCUCGUCCUCGGCCUUCGUUGCUGGAAACAUGCAAAUCAGUGCGAUCGUGAUACUAAGGGCUUCUGUGUUCUAUGUUCUCUUCGUGACCACAUCGAGCUCUCUUUGAUGUCAUCCGGUGGGGUUAUCUCACCUUUGAAUUUUGUGGAGAAUUUAAGCUAUAUAUCAUCUUCAUUCAUGAGAUUUCAGCAGGAAGAUGCCCAUGAAUUCCUGCAAUGUUUGUUGGAUAGACUCGACACCUGCUGUUUAGAUCCAAAUCCACCGACCAAGACUUUGUAUCUACAAGAGAAUAGUCUUGUGAAGCAGAUUUUUGGUGGUCAUCUCAGAAGCCAGCUUCGGUGUUGCAACUGUGGUCGCUGUUCAGAUACUUUUGAGCCCUUAAUUGACCUGAGCUUGGAGAUUGAAGAUGCAGAUUCUCUGGCCUGUGCAUUGCAGUCCUUCACCAAGGUUGAAAAGAUUGAUCCCGAGACAAGGUUCACCUGUGAGAACUGUAAGCAACAAGUGUCAGUUGAGAAGCAGUUUACACUACACCGGGCCCCUACUGUUGCUGCUUUUCAUUUGAAGAGAUUCAAGAGUGAUGGCUCCAAUGUUGAGAAAAUUGACAAGCACGUUGCUUACCCAUUGGAGUUGGACUUGCAGCCAUAUACCAGCAGCGACCUUGAUAACAAUGUGGAACUGAAGUAUGAACUAUAUGCGGUUGUGGUGCAUAAUGGGAUUUCACCUUGGUCUGGGCAUUAUUUUUGCUAUAUUCGUUCCUCCCCAGGCACAUGGCAUAGGUUGGAUGACUCAAAGGUAAUUGGAGUUGGAGAACAGUUUGUGCUUUAUCAGAAUGCAUAUAUUCUAUUUUAUGCAAAGCAGGGUUUGCCGUGGUUUUCAACCUUAAUGGAAACAGAAAAUAAAUUUUUGGAUGCAAGCAGUGACACUACUUCCCCAAAGUCUGUUCUUGAUAAUGUGGAUAGAAUGUGUGCUACAUUUCCUCUUAAAGCAAGUGCAUCCAUUGUUGAGGAUGCAGGUAAACUGGGUGCAGAGAGAAUCAACUCUGGAUGGUCCAUGAAAGUUGAUGAAUCAGGAAAUGCUGACCAGAUUGAUGAAGGUAGAAUUUAUGCUCCAAUACCAGUUACUGCAUUUCCUACAGAAGCAAGUAAUUGCAAUGAUAAGGUUGAUAAACUUAGAUCUGAUGCACAAAGAAUGGGGAUUACAUGUCUGAAAGCAAGUAAUUGCAGUCAUGAGGUUCAUAAAAGCAGAAAUGAUGUUGUUUUACCUCAAACACCACCGAGAACUCCGAGCCCAGAUAUUUAUUCUGAAGAAUCUCCAGAAUUUUAUAGUAUUCCGCGGGACCAUUUGAGAAUUAAGAAUGUGGCUAAAAGAGCAUCUAGCAGCAAAGCCCUGGAGGACUUGAAGAAAAAGGAAGCAUGCAAACUUACAAGGAGCAUGCCUAACUCACGGAAGAAUCAAUUACUAAAAGCAGUAUUGGGUUCUCACAGUGAAGGCUCUUUGACCAGGAAGAAGAGGCGGAGAAUGUCAGAUUCGAGUAAUGCUUGUGGGAAGCUCAGCCCUGGUUCUCUUAUGAGUACUGUGUCAUCAGCAGAACUUUACUAAAUGGAAGGGGUCUCAGAAAUAAACAAUGGCAUCCAAUUUUGGCAAUUUUGGACCCAACCUGAUA
Telopea speciosissima is the source of this 1766-nucleotide messenger RNA. Its product is annotated as ubiquitin carboxyl-terminal hydrolase 21-like. Bases 26 to 1702 code for a protein of 558 amino acids. Gene Ontology annotation, cellular component: nucleus; cytosol. Gene Ontology annotation, molecular function: cysteine-type endopeptidase activity; cysteine-type deubiquitinase activity. Gene Ontology annotation, biological process: protein deubiquitination. Lineage: Eukaryota; Viridiplantae; Streptophyta; Magnoliopsida; Proteales; Proteaceae. The transcript is spliced from 12 exons. The record is from RefSeq and is a predicted model, not a curated record.